This is a messenger RNA of Aspergillus ochraceoroseus IBT 24754, 549 nucleotides long. RefSeq lists its product as uncharacterized. Lineage: Eukaryota; Fungi; Ascomycota; Eurotiomycetes; Eurotiales; Aspergillaceae. The transcript has a single exon. The coding region runs from base 202 to 495 and encodes 97 amino acids. The record is from RefSeq and is a predicted model, not a curated record.
GGAAGUAAAGCAAAAAAAGAAAUUUUGGUUCCUCCCCCCGUGCUCUUCUCUUCUGCAUCUCAUCUGAUUACGCAUAUAUGUAGUAGUAGUGGUGGUGGUAGUGGCAUUUCCGCCUGUUCUGAAAACAUUAGUACCAAUAUUGGCAUUGUACUAGUUAACUAGGUAGAUAGUAUUCGGUCGUUGUAUUGAACUCUAUAAAUAAUGAAUGAAUCGUCUACUAGCCGAACCGGAACAAUGCCGUCCUCGCGUAGAAGAAGAAGAAGAAGAAGAAGAAGAAGAAGAAGGGAUAAUGCGAUAAUGUUACAUACAGUCCAUCAGAUAAUUAUUAUACAAAGUCAAUCACCACCCGCGCGUAAGUAUAUCUUCCAAGCAAGCAUCCACGCUUCCUUGAACUGGGCAUGGCAUGGUGGUCUGUCUGGCACAGAGUUGGCAAGAUGCGAGGGUGACGUGCAUAGACUGACUGUCUUAUUCCCAUGCUCAUGGUUGACUAGGUAAGUUAGGCAGUCAGUCAAGCGACACGAGCAUAGAACAGAACAGAACAGAACAAAA